UGUCGUUCUCCCAGCAUGGGGCCGAUAAGCAGGACCUGCUCCUCUGGGAGUUGCUCUUUUGGCCACGACCUCUCGCCUGGAGCCUUCUCAGUUUGGCUCAGUCGCCUCUUACUCAGAGAAAAUAUUCUCUUUGGAAUGGGAAAUCCUCUUCUUGACAUCUCUGCUGUAGUGGACAAAGAUUUCCUUGAUAAGUAUUCUCUGAAAGCAAAUGACCAAAUCUUGGCUGAAGAAAAGCACAAGGAACUGUUUGAUGAACUGGUAAAAAAAUUCAAAGUCGAAUAUCAUGCUGGUGGCUCUACCCAGAAUUCAAUUAGAGUGGCUCAGUGGAUGAUUCAGCAGCCACACAAAGCAGCAACAUUUUUUGGAUGCAUUGGGAUAGAUAAAUUUGGAGAGAUCCUGAAGAGAAAAGCUGCUGAAGCCCAUGUGGAUGCUUAUUACUAUGAGCAGAAUGAGCAGCCAACAGGAACUUGUGCUGCAUGCAUCACUGGUAGCAACAGGUCCCUUGUAGCUAAUCUUGCAGCUGCCAAUUGUUACAAAAAGGAAGAACAUCUUGAUCUGGAGAAAAACUGGAUGUUGGUAGAAAAAGCAAGAGUUUGUUAUAUAGCCGGCUUCUUUCUUACAGCAUCCCCAGAGUCAGUAUUAAAAGUAGCUCGCCAUGCUUCUGAAAACAACAGGAUUUUCACUUUGAAUCUGUCUGCACCAUUUAUUAGCCAGUUCUACAAGGAAUCAUUGAUGAAAGUUAUGCCUUAUGUGGAUAUACUUUUUGGAAAUGAGACGGAAGCUGCCACUUUUGCUAGAGAGCAAGGCUUUGAGACUAAAGACAUUAAAGAAAUAGCCAGAAAGACACAAGCUCUGCCAAAAGUGAACUCGAAGAGGCAGCGAAUCGUGGUCUUCACUCAAGGGAAAGAUGACACUAUAAUGGCUACAGAAUUGUGAAAAGUAACAUUCAGAGAUUUGCUUCAAAAGAAUUCAGUGAGCAGUAGAUGGUGAAGUAGAGAUACUGAGGUCAUGCGUUCAUUGUUGAAGCUGGACAGUAGACAUAAAAUCAGUCAUUAUGCUCUUAUCUCUGUAUAUAUGUUUGAAAUUUUUCAUUAUUAAAAUUUUUUUUAAAAAGUAAAAAAUAGAAUUCAAGCAAGAUUGAACGAUGUUAAAUGGUUUUCCCAAGAUAAAUUGAUAUCUUUACUAAACCUUUAAUUGCAAGAGGGAUUUAAAGAAAGGUGGGCAAUAGCAAGACAUGAUGGUGGCAUGCCUAUAAUCCCAGCUGCUCUGGAGGCUAAGGCAGCAGGAAUACAAAUUUGAGGAUAGCCUGGGCAAUUUAGCAAGAUCCUAUCUCAAAAUAAAAUAGAAAGGAUUGAGAAUGUGACUCCUAGUAGAGUACUUGCUUAGCAUUCAUGAGGUCCUGGGUUUAAUCCCCAGUACUGCAAAAAGAAAAAAAACAAAAGGCACAUUCCAAACAGGCUUAUGUAAGCAAAGGCACCAGGUACUAUGCAAACUUUUAUUGUUUUGGCAGGAAAAGCCACAGUUGUUAAUUUGUGUGAGAGAGAAGACAUAAACCUUGAUAGGAUAUCCCUGCCUUGAUACAAACUAUCUGAAUUGCCAUUUUCCUAUAUAGUAUGGCCAUUUCAUGUCUUAGCAAUGAACGGUUUAGAAAAGUGAAAAACAUGCAGUUUUCUCAUAGGAAAUAUAGUUCCACCUUCAGCUUCAUAAAAUGCUAUUAGGUUGCUCUUUAUGGAGACAUUCAUUUGAAAGCUUUCUGCAUUCCAGAUAUACGUAUCAUACAAGUUUUUUCUUCAUUAUGAAUUUGCACCAUUUUACCAGAAUGGAAAAUUAUCCUUCCCAUCUUGCGACUGAAUUUCCUUCAGAACUUAUUUUAUUCUUUAUUAAAUCUAUUAAACCAUUCUUAAGAAUGCUUACAAUCAGAAAUUUAUUUGAGACAAGACACUGGCUAAUCUUUGCUCUUCCUACCAUAUGAAAAUGAACUGAAAUUAGAGGAUGCACUAUAUCUGCAAUGCAUGAUAAAUACAAGAUGGAUAGAGAAUCUGUUCAGUGGUGUCAGCUACAAAAGCAAACAUGAUAAAUGUUAAUGCAGUUUUGAGCCUUGGGAUAAGCUAUUCAGUGCACAAGCAGAGCUGAAUCUCUUUGCUAUGUUGUUAUUCAUGGCAGCCAAAUAAAUGUCAAUAAUAAAAGAGAAUUAAAGAUUUUCAUUUCCCAGA
This is a messenger RNA of Ictidomys tridecemlineatus (thirteen-lined ground squirrel), 2213 nucleotides long. The record is from RefSeq and is a predicted model, not a curated record. NCBI's taxonomy places the organism in Eukaryota, Metazoa, Chordata, Mammalia, Rodentia, Sciuridae.